AUGGCCACAACCACCCUUCCCAAGCUCAUGAUAAGAGAAGACUUUCUCGACUACACCAACCUUCCACCAAAACUACUAGCUCUCAACAACUGGCUUUUCGACGGAAGUCUCAGUGAUGGCGGAAAGCCCAACUAUCAACCGCACAGGGACCAAUAUCUUCGUCGUGGCGAAUACUUCAAAGUCAGUGAAUUAAACCAAGGAACUGGGGCACCUAGCCGCACAGCAAUCAAAGAACUCUCCCGCUCCGCUGUAUCACUGGCCGAUAAUCAAAUUUUCGUUGACGGAAACACUCGCAUGGCUGUUUUCGUGAUACUAGAGUAUCUAGCUAGCGUAGGAGUCCUUUACUCCCGUGACCCAGUACGCAUCUAUUGGAUUCUUGCACGACGUGAGUCCGACGAGGAGAGAUAUGACCCAGCAGAUGCCGUGGAGGCCGUAGCAAAGGAAGUUGGCGAUAGCACAUAUCGUCCCAAUGGAGGAGUGUCAGAUGUGAAGCGGGAAGAAUAUGCACAGAAAGUGAAGAGGGCGCAGAAUGUCUGGAAGAGGAUAGAGGAGAUUAACCAGAAUAUGAAGGCUGCGUUAACGACAGAACAGAGGAAGAAUAUCUUACAGGAGGCGAAGCGCAAGAAUGCGUAUAUUUACGAGCUGUAUCGAGAUAUUUACAAACAGGCUCUGUUCUGA
Molecule: messenger RNA, 678 nt
Organism: Talaromyces proteolyticus
Lineage: Eukaryota; Fungi; Ascomycota; Eurotiomycetes; Eurotiales; Trichocomaceae
Exons: 3
Coding region: 1-678 (225 amino acids)
Source: RefSeq, a predicted model, not a curated record